AUGGGCAACGCGGGGAGCAUGGAUUCGCAGCAGACCGAUUUCAGGGCGCACAAUGUGCCUUUGAAGCUGCCGAUGCCCGAGCCAGGUGAACUGGAGGAGCGAUUUGCCAUCGUGCUGAAUGCUAUGAACCUACCCCCGGACAAAGCCAGGUUACUGCGGCAAUAUGAUAAUGAGAAAAAGUGGGAACUGAUUUGUGAUCAGGAACGAUUCCAGGUGAAGAAUCCUCCUCAUACGUACAUUCAAAAGCUCAAAGGCUAUCUGGAUCCAGCUGUAACCAGGAAGAAAUUCAGACGGCGUGUUCAGGAAUCCACACAAGUGCUAAGAGAACUGGAAAUUUCUUUAAGAACCAACCAUAUUGGAUGGGUCAGAGAGUUUCUGAACGAAGAAAACAGAGGUCUUGAUGUUCUAGUGGAAUAUCUAUCGUUUGCGCAGUACGCGGUCACUUUUGAUUUCGAAAGCGUGGAAAGCACUGUGGAGAGCUCGGUGGACAAAUCAAAGCCCUGGAGUAGGUCCAUCGAGGAUCUGCACAGAGGGAGCAACCUGCCCUCCCCCGUGGGCAACAGCGUGUCCCGCUCGGGAAGACAUUCUGCGCUGCGAUAUAAUACUUUGCCAAGCAGAAGAACCCUGAAAAAUUCAAGAUUAGUGAGUAAGAAAGAUGACGUACAUGUCUGUAUCAUGUGUUUACGUGCCAUCAUGAAUUACCAGUAUGGUUUCAACAUGGUCAUGUCUCAUCCACAUGCUGUCAAUGAGAUCGCACUGAGCUUGAACAACAAGAAUCCAAGGACAAAAGCCCUUGUCUUAGAACUGUUGGCAGCAGUUUGUCUUGUCAGAGGCGGGCAUGAGAUCAUUUUAUCAGCAUUUGACAACUUUAAGGAGGUUUGUGGGGAAAAACAGCGCUUUGAGAAGUUGAUGGAACAUUUCAGGAAUGAAGACAAUAACAUAGAUUUUAUGGUGGCCUCGAUGCAGUUUAUUAAUAUCGUAGUCCAUUCAGUAGAAGACAUGAAUUUCAGAGUUCACCUCCAGUAUGAAUUUACCAAGUUAGGCCUGGAUGAAUACUUGGAUAAACUGAAGCACACGGAGAGCGACAAGCUCCAGGUGCAGAUUCAAGCUUACCUGGACAACGUGUUCGAUGUGGGAGCUCUGCUGGAAGAUGCUGAGACCAAGAAUGCGGCCUUGGAGAGGGUCGAAGAGCUGGAAGAAAACAUUUCUCAUUUGUCUGAAAAACUGCAAGACACGGAGAAUGAAGCCAUGUCCAAGAUUGUGGAACUGGAAAAGCAGCUCAUGCAGAGGAACAAGGAGCUGGAUGUUGUUCGAGAAAUCUACAAAGAUGCAAAUACCCAGGUUCACACAUUAAGGAAAAUGGUCAAAGAAAAAGAAGAAGCCAUUCAAAGACAGUCAACUCUGGAAAAAAAGAUUCAUGAACUGGAGAAACAAGGGACCAUUAAAAUUCAGAAGAAAGGGGAUGGGGACAUCGCCAUACUGCCAGUCGUGGCUUCUGGCACAUUGUCCACGGGGUCAGAAGUGGCAGUGGGUAACUUUGUGGGACCAGUAACGGGGGUCGUCUCCUCGGGACCCUUGCCCCCUCCUCCCCCCCCACUACCUCCAUCGGCAGACAUGCCUGAAGCAGUGCAAAAUGGUCCAGUAACGCCACCCAUGCCACCACCUCCACCCCCUCUCCCAGGCCCUGCCGCUGAAACUGUGCUGGCUCCUCCUUUACCACCCCCUCCUCCUCCCUCUGCACCCCCGCUGCCCGGGACGUCCUCACCCACAGUGGUUUUCAACUCAGGAUUAGCAGCUGUGAAAAUUAAGAAGCCAAUCAAGACGAAAUUCAGAAUGCCAGUUUUUAACUGGGUUGCCCUGAAACCAAAUCAGAUCAAUGGCACGGUCUUCAACGAAAUUGAUGAUGAGCGAAUUCUGGAGGAUUUAAAUGUGGAUGAAUUUGAGGAAAUAUUUAAGACAAAAGCCCAAGGUCCUGCCAUUGAUCUUUCUUCAAGCAAACAGAAGAUAACACAGAAGGGAUCCAACAAAGUGACAUUACUAGAAGCAAAUAGGGCCAAAAAUCUUGCCAUAACUUUAAGGAAAGCUGGAAAGACUGCUGAUGAGAUAUGUAAAGCUAUACAUGUAUUUGACUUGAAGACAUUGCCUGUAGACUUUGUAGAAUGUUUGAUGAGGUUCUUGCCAACUGAGAACGAGGUGAAAGUGUUUCGGCUCUAUGAGCGGGAAAGGAAGCCCCUGGAGAACUUGUCAGAUGAAGACCGGUUCAUGAUGCAGUUCAGUAAAAUUGAGAGACUCAUGCAGAAGAUGACCAUCAUGGCCUUCAUUGGGAACUUUGCGGAAAGCAUUCAGAUGCUGACUCCUCAACUGCACUCAAUUAUAGCAGCAUCUGUCUCUAUAAAGUCGUCCCAAAAACUCAAAAAAAUUCUGGAGAUCAUCUUGGCCCUUGGAAACUAUAUGAAUAGCAGUAAACGAGGAGCAGUUUAUGGAUUUAAACUUCAGAGUUUAGAUCUGCUCUUAGAUACAAAGUCAACAGACCGAAAGCAAACACUGUUGCACUACAUUUCAAAUGUGGUAAAAGAGAAAUAUCACCAAGUGUCCCUGUUUUAUAAUGAGCUUCACUAUGUGGAGAAAGCUGCUGCAGUCUCCCUCGAAAAUGUGUUGCUGGACGUCAAGGAGCUCCAGAGGGGCAUGGACUUAACCAAGAGGGAGUACACCAUGCAUGACCACAACACACUGCUGAAAGAGUUCAUCCUCAACAAUGAGGGGAAGCUGAAGAAGCUGCAGGAUGAUGCCAAAAUUGCACAGGACGCUUUUGAUGAUGUGGUAAAGUAUUUUGGAGAAAACCCCAAGACGACACCACCCUCUGUCUUCUUUCCUGUCUUUGUCCGGUUUGUGAAAGCCUAUAAGCAAGCAGAAGAGGAAAAUGAGCUGAGGAAAAAGCAGGAACAAGCACUCAUGGAAAAACUCCUGGAGCAGGAAGCUCUGAUGGAGCAGCAGGAUCCAAAGUCUCCUUCCCACAAAUCAAAGAGGCAGCAGCAAGAAUUAAUUGCAGAAUUAAGAAGGCGACAAGUGAAAGAUAACAGACAUGUAUAUGAAGGCAAAGAUGGUGCCAUUGAAGACAUUAUCACAGAUCUUAGAAACCAACCAUACAGACGAGCCGAUGCGGUGAGGAGAAGUGUCAGGCGGCGCUUUGAUGAUCAGAACUUGCGUUCUGUUAAUGGUGCCGAGAUAACCAUGUGAACCUGAGACCUGCCUCUAUGAGUAGAGAGUAUGCGUGAAUGAAACUUUCCACAUGAACUUUACGUGCUACCAUUUAACUGCAACCUUGAACAUUGACAAAAUAUUCUAAGGGCUCAGAUUUAGCAAACACAUAGGAAUUUAAAAAUGACGGGCUCUCCUUUCAACCUUUGUUAACAAGUGCCUAAAAGUGGAAGUACCUGCUCAGAUUAAUCAAAGCAAUAGGGUUUGAUUUGAUUAGGUAUCUUUUUACACCAGUAUAUUAUCCAAUUUUUUAACCAAAAUGUAAAUUUCGUAUUACACUCGUUAUCUGCCAUUGUGAUUGUCCCAUGAUGGCACACCCUGGUUUCCUGAUAAGUUGUAAAUAACAUGGAUGCAUCUGCUGUGGGUUUCCUUUGCUGAGAUGUCUUUUAAGGAAUUGCAUUUGUUUUAGACAUACCCAUCAACUUUGUCUUUUUAAGGGCUUGCAACAUGGAAGAAGGAAAAAGUCACUUAAGCUCCUGUCCAUAACCAAGCCCCAGCACAGUACAAACAGGAUGCAUUGCAGUGGCAAAGAAGUCACUCAGCUGUGUCUCGUUUUACACUCUACACUGCUAUGCUAGGGUGUGAUGCCCCGGGAGAGUUCACCAGUAUGAAAGCAAGGGUAUGAUGGCAUACAAAUUUGUGUAAGAUUUUUUUUGCAGUACUGUGUUCUUCAGCUAGAGGCAGCUUUUAAAAUAAUAAUGCAAAUGUAUUUAUUAAUUAGCAGUAAAAUUAACAUCUCAGUAAUCAGUAUUAGGAUUUCUGAGACCAUUAUGGGCCUAUCCUGAGAACAGAAAUUGGUGCCUUGCUAGCCAGGGAGAAGUUCACUAGCUCUAUCAAGCAUUCAAGAUUACUUCUACUAGCUAGUAGUGAUAGUUAACCUAGCCUUAUUCUCCUGACAAUCGCAGGUCCCCACCCCCACUUCUUCCUCCUUUUGUAAAUCGGAUAAGAUAUAUUUGGCAUCAUUGCUUUAUGGGGAAUUGCAAUUAAAUUGCUUGAAAUAUUCACAUUGGGAUUAAGCUUAAAUGGUAUGUAAUGGGACUAAACGGCAAACUAAGCCAGUUAUUUUUCCUUCCUCUCUGGCAGGGCACUUGAUCCAUUCCAAAGGCAAAAACUGGACUAAAGCCGAUUUGUACUUUUCAUAAUAAACAUUCUGCUUCUGGCUUACCUUCUUGGUACAUCAAUAUAUUAAUUGUAAAGUUUAUUGUAUAGUAUUUAACCACUGAAUUUCUUAUUUUAUGUUGUGCUUAUGUGAACUCCUUGGUGAAGGUCCCAUUUUCCUUGGAUAAUGUGUAGUUAUAUGAUCUCUUUUUAAAUGUACAGAUAUUUUGCUAUAAAAUUGGUGCAGUUUUUUAUGGUUUUUACACUUUAAUUCCCACCUAAGCCUCUGGGUAAUAUUGUAAAUAUUGUUUAAAAAUGCAUCAGCCUGUGCUAUACAAUCUGAAUGUUAUUUUAACUUAUAGUUUUUUUUUUUAAUAUAUAUAUUUAACUACAAGGACAGCUUAGGGAUCAGUUACAUUUCACUUUAGCAUACCUAUUUACAAAAAAAUUACUUUUAAAACUGCCACCUGCUAGCACAUUUUCUUGAAUGUGUACUUUAAAAAAGAACAUGCCAAGAUUUUGUCUGUUAACAUUGAUUUUGAUGAAAAAAGCAAUUUGACCAUGAUACACCACGAAUAGUUGGCCCUUUAUGACAAGGAGCUGUUUUCCAAAGCUAAAUGCUAAUCAUAUAUUAAAGUAAUUGCAUAUUUAUUAAUCAAAUAGACAAUAAUGUUGGCAUGUUCUUUUCUGUUUAUUAAUGGGCUUGCUUCUUAGCAAUAUUAGAAAUGUUUUAUAAAAAAGCAGUUCAUGUUACUUUUCUCAUCUUUUCAUGACAUAUGAGCAAAUAAACUAUUUACACUACUAUACUGU
Odobenus rosmarus divergens (Pacific walrus) is the source of this 5166-nucleotide messenger RNA. It is a transcript of the gene FMNL2, whose product is annotated as formin-like 2. Bases 1 to 3237 code for a protein of 1078 amino acids. Gene Ontology annotation, cellular component: cytosol. The record is from RefSeq and is a predicted model, not a curated record. Gene Ontology annotation, molecular function: small GTPase binding; actin filament binding. Gene Ontology annotation, biological process: regulation of cell shape; cell migration; cortical actin cytoskeleton organization. The transcript is spliced from 27 exons. Lineage: Eukaryota; Metazoa; Chordata; Mammalia; Carnivora; Odobenidae.